GAUAACGCCGCGUGAAGUGGGCUGCUUUUGGAAAUUUUACGAUUCAUUGUUGCUUGGACGUGGCAGCCAUGACGUGAUUUCUGACUUUGACUAAGAAAAUUUUUUGUUAAAACUUACAUUUGUAAUUUAUAGAAAAUUAACUUAAGGGGAAUACGUGCAUUAUAUUUAAACCAGCAACAAGAGCUCAAUUAAGUGUAAAAUAAAAAGUGUGUGUGUGUGAAAACUAUUGCAAUUAACAAAAAAAUACAUAUAUUGUGUAAGAAAAAAAGAGAAAAAUAAUAAAAUACAUAUAUACAAAUAUACACAUACAUGUACAUAAUGUGUACAUGUAUGCAGAGCAUAUGCAAAAAUAAACGAAUAAAUAUGUGUGCAAUAUUGAUGAAAACACAUAUUGUCAAAUUGAUAUUCUGGUUUCCGCUUCCCCCGCAUCCCGUUGUUGCCGCCGCGUUAUACGCAGUUGAUUGAUUUCUCCACUUUUAUGUGUGUGUCUGUGUGUGUUCGUCUCGGGCGGAUCGCCGUUUAAUCUAUAUGUUUAAGUGUGACACAGCCACAAUUGUGCCACCACUUACAUUAUGCAGUCCGCCGCCGUUCAAUAAAUAUUUUAUACAAGUGUACCCAAAUACAUACAUACAAUAUAUAUAUACAUAUACAUAUUUACGUCUGCCUGUUGUGAGUGCAAAUAAAAUAACACAAAUUUAACAAAGCACAGAAGUCAAGAGGAGGAGCACAACAACAAAAGGAACAAGCAACAACUAUCAAAUCAACACUCAUCAAUUAAAUAUCAAGCUAAACAACUACAACAACAAUUAAAAAAACCAUCAGUAACAACAAAAACGUCCAAUUUGAAAAGAUUUCCAAUUUAUCCAUCAAAAUCAAUCGUAGUUGUUGGUAUCGAUUGCCCGAUAAGCCGAUAUACGGACAGUUUACAACACUGUUCGGCUGUACACAGCAGCGACGAGCACAGCUGAUUGUGUCUCCUCUUUCCUGUUUGUGUUUGCGGGGCUGUGAAAGGUGCCGACGAGAAACAGAGAAGUGUGGCAGCAGCAGCAGCAACAAAAUCAUCAACCACAACUAAGGCUGUGUGAGACGAGGUGACACACACACGCACACAGCAGCGCAGCGGGCAGGUGGCAGCCGAAAACAGCUGUUUCAACAUUAACACAAUAAAAAUUCACUGAAAGAAGAACAAGAAAAAAUAAAGCGCGGCUGUCAGACUACAAAUUGAAAACUAAAUGUCAACCCAUACAAAACCACAUACGCAUUCUUUUCCAACCGUGGUGCGAUAAUUACACACGUAUGCAUUCAACAACAGCAACAACAACAAUAACCAAAAACUAGCAAACAACAAACAAACAAUCAAAAAUCAGUUGCCAUUUUGGGCCCCAGGCUGUUUCUACUACGUCACAGGAGAGAGGAGGAUCAGGAUCAGGAUCAGUGCCAGCAGCAAACAACAACUUCCAGUUACAGUUACAUACACUUCCAUUGCCACUUCCGCAACAAAACAAAAAAAAAAAGGAAACACUCGAAAAACAAAAACAGUGUUUAAGUUAUUGUUGUCCAACACUGGCCAAAAUUAUUGCCAUCCGCCAAGCAACGUCACAAGGAAAAGGACAACGCAGCCAACAACAAUCGAAACAUUUUUAAAAGUUAUUGAGAAUAACCAAGCAACGUAUAUCAUUUGUGAUCAUCCAGCAACCAGAGCAUCAUCAUCAUCAUCAGUCAGUAGCAGCGGCAGCAACAUCAGCAGCAUAAUCAACAUUCAAUUUUGAGAGGGGGGGUGCGGACACGUUAUGAGCAAUUCGAUUGCAUCAACAAAAUGCCUGCCCAAUGUCUCGUUCUCGUCCGGCAAUUAUGGUAUGUCACAAAGCCACCGUUAUACCGAUGAUAACAAGGAGUACAUAUUCCUCAAGCUCACCGACUCUGCGUACCGUGCCAUCGAGGAGUAUCAAAGAAAUGAGAAUGCCAAACGUUUGGCGCCCGGCCAGUGUCCCAAAAUCCAAUGCAAUGGCAACACUGGCAUCAUACACUUCCCGCUGCCCAGCAGCGCCGGCGAUAGCAAUAAUUCUGUUAAUAAUGGCAACAACAGCAUGGAGAGCGGACGUAAAUUUGGCUUCACCAUUGACGAUCUGGAGGGCACAUUGGAGUGCAUACAGCAGCAGGAGCAGGGACUGGAUGUUCUCGGUGCAUUGGCGCUCCGAUUGCGCGUCCAUGCCAAUGAUGAUGUGUACGAUACGACACGCACCAAAAUGGCCAGAGCCGAGGAGACGGAGAAGAGCAAGUGUAUACGCGAGAUCAAGCCAAAUCAAUCGGAUAUUGGGCGUAAGGUGAAGAAGCCAGCCUCGGCAUCAUCAUCACAUCACAGUGGGAACAACAGCAACAGCAUCAGCAACAGCAACAAUAGCAACAACAGCAGUAGUAACAGCAGCAAUAGUUUUAACAGUAACAAUAGUCGUAAGUUAGUUUCAUCACCAUUUAAUGGUCUGACGUCAUCAUCAGCUGCAGCAGCAGCCGCAACAGCAGCAGCUGCAAUAGGAGUAGGAGCAGGAGCAGGAUACGCCUCACGCUCACCCAAUCCCAAUCCCAAUACAUUGGGUGCCAGCGGCACAGUCAAUGGCAACAAUAAUAAUAAUCAUGGUCACGGUCAGCGCAACAGCGCAAUCGCAACGUUGGCCAACACAUUUGCCAGCGGCAUCUCACAAGGCUGUGGUGCGCUAAGCGGCAGCUCGCCCCGAGACAACAGCAUGAGCAGCAGUACACAUGCAACCGCAGCAACUGGAUCUUCGUUCAGCAACAGCAAUGGUCGCAAUAAAAUGCUCAACGGCAAUAGCGGCGGUAACAGUUACUCGCGCAACAGCAGCAAUGCCAAAUCCAUGGGAGGAGGAAGCGGAGGAAACGGCAACGGUGGUGGUGGUGGCAGUGUUGGUGGUGUUGGACAUGCCAAUAAAAUGUCGGAUGUAUCGCGGCGUAGUCUGCGUGAGCGUUUGGUCCAUUUGCUGGCAUUGAAACCGUUCAAGAAACCCGAGCUGUAUUCGCGCCUGAAGAACGAGGGCAUCCGGGAUCGCGACCGCAAUUUGAUGAGCAAAACACUCACUGAGAUUAGCACCAUGUCUCACAAUACGUAUAAUUUGCGGCAUCAGAUGUGGAACGAUGUCGAUGAGAACUGGCCAUUCUUUAGCGAACAGGAGCUGCAGCAGCUGAAACGUCGCAAACCACAGAAUCUGACGCCGCCGAUGAGCUCCGAUGCGGGCAGCUCCACAUCAGGCCAAAGUCCAACCUCAACCCAUACGGGUAGUCCGCCUCCGUUGCUGCAAUUGCCACCCAGCAUGAUGAUGGGUGGAGGCGGGGGACAGCAAUCGUUGUCCAAUCACGGCGGCAUUGGCGGUGGCAGUGGCAGUCUCAAGCGUAGCAGCAUCGAGUACGACGAGAUGUUUAGUUCCGUGCAUCCCAAAAAGCAGCGCAUCAGUCAUUACAACAGGGAGACGGGUGGCAGCAUCAGCAGCAGCGGCGGCGGCGGAGGUGGUGGAGGAAGCGGAGGAGGAGGACCACAAUAUAAUAGUACAUCAUCAUCAUCCGGCAACAACAACAGCAACGUUUCGUCCUCGUUUCGGAGUCGGACUACUGCUUAUACGCCGCCGCAGCGACAGCCGCCGCAGCUGGAUGAGCAGAUCAGCAACGAUUUGACCUACAGUGUGUUGGACAACAUGGAUGAAUUUAGGAGCAUGACAGCAGCAGCUGCAGCAUCAACUGCAGACCACCAACACCGCAGCAGCAGCAGCAGUAGCAGUCGACGUGGCAGCAGUUCCUCAUCGAAGCAGAGCAGCGGCACCGAUAAGCGCAACUCCACCGGCAGCAAUUCGAGCAGCUGCAGUGUCUUUGAGACGACAACAACGUCGACGACGACGGUGCAACAGGAGCGCAACAGCAACAGUAGUCGCCAAUCUGCCACGCAAAGUCGCAAAUCCUCAACGACGCCACCAAAAUUGGCAGCAAGCUUUGUUCGCCAAUCGGCGCCGGCAGCAGCGACGCAACACCAGCAGCAGCAGCAACAACAUCAACGCAGCAGUCUGAGCAGCAACAAUAAUGCGCACGACGAGUACAAUUCAUACAACAACAAUACGCAUGCCGCGUCCAACAGUAAAAAGCGUACGAGUAGCAGCAGCAACAACAGCAGCAGUAGCAAUAGCAAUAGCAAUGGUCAACGUCAGCGCAGCAGCAACAGCAAGAACAACAGCAGCAGCAGCAGCAGCGUCUAUCAGCAGCAUCAACAGUUGCCAGCGCCACACCAGCAGCAGCAACAGCAUCAGCAGCAAACAAAACAACAUCAUCAGCAGCAACAGCAGCAGCAAAGGCGUCGCGAUCGUGAUUCUGCAAUAACAACAACAAUAUCGGCGACAACAUCAUCGUCAUCAUCAUCAUCAGCAGCAGCAAUCAGCAAUAAUAAUCAAUCGGUUAAUACAAAUGCCGCCAUACAUCCAUCGCCCACACAGCAACUGGCAGCGGCGGCACAUGCAUAUGCAGCUGCAACAGCGGAUGCGGAUGUGAAUGCUGCACCACGGUAUGACUUCAGCAAUUAUGCGCCGAUUCGCACGCUGGAGGUGCGCAGACGGUACAAGACUGAAUUCGAGAGCGAUUACGAUGAGUACAGCAAGCUGGUCACCAGCGUUGAGGGGGUCAGCAAACGUUUCCAGGAUCUCUCCAAGCGUUUGGAGGACGCCAGAAAAGGUGGCGGUGAUUACGAUGAGAUCAAGCGUCAAAUUGUCAGCGAAUAUCAGCGCAUCAAUAGCGAUCGGAGAAUCCAUGAGGAUAAGUUGCGAUUCGAUUAUUUGCAUGCGAAGUUGGCGCACAUUAAGCAGCUGGUGGUGGACUAUGACAAGACUUUGAUGAGUGCAACAUCAGCAACAUCAUCAGCAAUACCAGAGACAACAGCAACAUCAGCGGCAGCAGCAGCGCGUUUUACGGAAAACAACAGCAACAACAACUUGCAGCAUCAGCAACAUCAUCAGCAGCAUAUUCAGCAAGAGCAACAUCAUUCUGUUGAAACGAUACAGCAGCAAGAGCAGCAACAACAGCGCCACCAUUACAACAUCAAUAAUAAUAAUGAUAACAACAACAACAACAAUCAUGGCAGCCACGAGAGCGACUCGGAUGAUAGUUCGGGCAGCUCAGAUUCCAAUGAUGAUGACGAUGAUGAUGAUGAAGAGGGUUGCGAUGAUUCCAACCCCAAUACUGACGAUGACGAACGCUACUGAAACACUGAAACACAACAACACAAUGAAUGAAUCAAUCGGCAACAACUACAAAGAGCUACUUCUUGAUAACACGACAACAACAACAACAGCAACAACGUCGACACAAACACCAAGCAGCUAUGCACCAAUGCAAUGCAGUUGCAAACAAUGUAAAAAGGCAAAAAAAGAAACUAUUAUACAUAACUAUAUAUAGAA
Molecule: messenger RNA, 5444 nt
Organism: Drosophila grimshawi
Lineage: Eukaryota; Metazoa; Arthropoda; Insecta; Diptera; Drosophilidae
Gene: Su(Tpl)
Product: RNA polymerase II elongation factor Ell
Exons: 5
Coding region: 1791-5249 (1152 amino acids)
Biological process (GO): positive regulation of transcription elongation by RNA polymerase II; snRNA transcription by RNA polymerase II; transcription elongation by RNA polymerase II
Cellular component (GO): transcription elongation factor complex
Molecular function (GO): cis-regulatory region sequence-specific DNA binding
Source: RefSeq, a predicted model, not a curated record